Molecule: messenger RNA, 747 nt
Organism: Cladophialophora yegresii CBS 114405
Lineage: Eukaryota; Fungi; Ascomycota; Eurotiomycetes; Chaetothyriales; Herpotrichiellaceae
Product: uracil phosphoribosyltransferase
Exons: 3
Coding region: 1-747 (248 amino acids)
Source: RefSeq, a predicted model, not a curated record
AUGGCUUCAGUCCCUCGCACCAACGGUGUUCAAUCGCCUGCAUUGGGCGUUGGCCCUUCUUAUCGUCCUGAAGAAGAGAAACCCACAGCCACCGUCUCAAAGAGUGUGCCGCAGGAAAACGUCCAUGUCCUCCCACAGACCCCUCAGCUCAUUGCUCUCCUGACCAUGAUCCGAGACAAAGACACCCAACGAGCCGACUUCAUCUUCUACUCGAAUCGAAUCAUUCGCCUGUUGGUGGAAGAAGGUCUCAAUCACCUGCCGGUGGUCGCCCACACAGUCACAUCCCCUGUCGGCAAGGACUAUGUGGGGGUCAAGUUUGAAGGCAAGAUUUGUGGCGUCUCAAUAAUGCGAGCAGGCGAGUCAAUGGAGCAGGGUCUACGAGAAUGCUGUCGGUCAGUGCGGAUAGGCAAGAUCCUCAUCCAGCGCAACGAAGAGACAAGCAAGCCCAAGCUUUUCUAUGAGAAGCUGCCUCCUGAUAUCCACAACCGGUGGGUGCUGCUUCUGGACCCUAUGCUGGCAACUGGUGGUAGUGCCAUCAUGGCGGUCGAGGUGUUGAAGGGCAAGGGCGUUCCAGAAGAACAUAUCCUCUUCUUAAACUUGAUUGCCAGCCCCGAAGGCAUUGAGAAUUUUGCCAAGAAGGUUCCCAAGGUGAGGGUCAUCACGGCUUUUGUGGACCAAGGCCUCAACGAACAGAACUAUAUCGUUCCUGGCUUAGGUGAUUUUGGCGAUCGCUAUUUCACAUUAUGA